Messenger RNA from Talaromyces amestolkiae, 2082 nucleotides. RefSeq lists its product as uncharacterized. The coding region runs from base 1 to 2082 and encodes 693 amino acids. The transcript has a single exon. Lineage: Eukaryota; Fungi; Ascomycota; Eurotiomycetes; Eurotiales; Trichocomaceae. The record is from RefSeq and is a predicted model, not a curated record.
AUGGCGCAAGAGCGUCAGGGCUUAUCUCGAACUCUUCCAAAGAGCUUCACGUUCUCUUCGAUCGAAUCAUCCUUCCCCAGAACUCCAGAACACCCUCGCGUCGAACCGCAGAUCCCCCCUCCUCCUCGACAUUCAAGUUAUCGCAUUAGACGGCCACGAUUCGACAGUCAUGCUAGCAUAUUCUCAACCAUGUCUGGCGAACCCAACAUUUUCGACCUCAGUCGUCCGGAUGUUCCCGUGCCUUCUAUCGAAUUCCCAGUAUCAGAUACGAUGUCUGAACCCGAUAUCACAACUUAUGAGUCGGUUUCGUCCGAAUUUUUACAAGUGCCAGCAUUAAGACGUAUGGAUUUCAAGACACCUCCAGCGCAGAUCCGUACAGAGCCUUUCAAUUUCCCCCGUGCUACACCCGAUCCUACGGAGGAUGUUCAAGAUGAUCCCAUUGAGAGGCCAAGCUCUAGGGCUUCCGACUCGUCUGUUUCUUCCAUCGAGACAUACACUACGCAGCCUUCUCUUGGUGGCAGUUGCACAAGCCCUGAGAGUGAGAUAUACGACCCGUUCAGCUUUCAGCUUACUGAUACGAACAAAUAUGUUCUUGAGACACCUCCCAGCAGCAACCCAAAUCGCGGCAAUUCACUUGACCUACCCAAAAGAAAGACACGGUGGAAUGCAGAUAUGGACAACCAUCUGUGGAAUACUUAUCAGAUGUAUCUACAGGAUCCUACAACAACCCCAUUCAAAACUCUUCCCGGAAGCCUUCCGCCUCUCGGGGUCUCACAUCGGGUUGCACGAGAAGCAAAGAAGACUUGGGCCCGGCUAAAGUCAAGAAAGGAGAAGGAAACCGUUGACAUCGUUCCAACGUCCAUAACAGGCGACAAUGAACAGUCAACCACCCCUGCUGAAAACAGGAGUGGAAGUUGUACGCCCACUGCCAAGAAGCCGGCUUUGCCUUGUUGGCCAAGAUCCGAAGCAGCUACACGACGACGACUCAAAUUUCUCUGCAAACGGAAACUUUCGAUUGCUCCUCAUUAUCAACGCUUGCUGCAGUCUCGUAGUCCUUCACCAUUCCUUGAUGUCUUCACAGCACCUCCCCGAAGACCAGUUGGCCCAACAUUUGACCACAGUUCAUCAACUACUUUCAUGACUCGGGAUCUCGGCGUGUCUCUUGUCUCGAGCUCUUUACCAACUGAUUUUGCAAACCUUGGUGCCAUCGAAACACCCGCUGUCCAGCUGGCGCUUCCGGUUGCCCAGCCGGCCCCCUCGGUUGAUAUUAUGCAGUCACCCCAGCAAGUUUCCAAUACUCCAGCCUCUAUUCUCAGCCAUGUUUCUUCUGUUCAGGAACCAUUCCCCCGUCUUGGUUCGCCUUUCAUGUAUAACACAUGGGGMCCUGAAACCUCGCGGCGCGAAUCUCAUGGCGCAGCUACUCGCGGGCUACGACGAGAUACCAUUCAUGUAGCUGGAUCACGAUUGAGGUCGCCCCCUCGCAUGGACCUGCCAUCAAGCGUUCACAAACGUCGAGCACACCAUCGAUUAGAAUCGAGUCCCAAUCCAGGUGACAUUCAGCGUGGAAUUCGGGACCUGGCUCGGGACGGAAAAUUAAAAGACGGCCAGCGCCGUGUCCGACUUCGCAAUCGUGGCAAUACAACUAGUGGUGGCUUCAGCUCCAAGGAACGCAUUGAACAACUCUUUUCACCGACAUCCCCUUUUACUUUUCCUGGCAACGAAGCCAGCUCAUCAGAAGUCCCUCAGGAGUUCCUCCGCCCUCGCGCCGAGACCAUUCGCCGUCUGGGUUCACCAUUCCAACCCGAAUCCACCCCACGUUUUCAUCCCAGAUCUCCUAGACAUGCCCCGUCCCUGUCUGACCCGUUCAUGAACUCCUCUAUCAAGUCACAAGUUCAUCUUCACCAUCAGGGUGAAGUCGCUGCUACAGAAUCACGAGUGGCCGCAGGUGGACUUCCGUACGAUCCUACCGAGGAAGGACUUACUGAUGCGGAGAGAAUCCGACGGCAAAUCCUGAAUUUGCCGUACACCAAGAACUCACUGGUAUGUGUCAGCCCAUUUUGGUACCUUGCGUCAUUAGAUUAA